ACCAACAGGCUACAGAUAUGACGCAACCCUAAUAAUCCAUGGCAACUUGUCGAGCACGCCACGACGUAGACGACUGUACGAUACGAAGGAAAAGCGCCCGUCCCCCAAGAGGCAUCCCGGCGAGCGGCGGCGGCUCGGCCCCCAAAAGAUAGACCAAACCUAACCGAGAGAACAUGAGCAUCUUUAUCAGGAAACUGCGCCCCUCCCUGUCCGGGCUACUCCGGUCCAAGCCGGCCGUCCCAACGCCUGUUGCACCACCACCAACCGCCCGGCGCUACUACCAUGCGCCAUGCACGCGGCGAUCUCACGAUGCCCUGCAAUCAUCUGGCCGAGGCGUACUCUUCCGCCCCAACCCUGUCCUCGGCCGUCGACCACCGCCGUCACAGCUAGCGAUCCCGCGCUACUACUCCUACAGGCGAAAAAGAAGUUCCGCCGACGAGGCCGCCAGAACAGUCAUGGCGGUAGUCAUGCUCGUCGGAGGGGUGGUCAUCACGAUCCGCGACGGCACCAUUGAGACCGUGCCCUACACCAACCGCCACCACUUGGUCGUCAUCUCGUCCGAGGAAGAGCGCAACCUCGGCGAGGCGCAGUUUGCCCGCCUCAAGAAGGAGCUGGGCAAGAAAGUCCUCCCCACGUCCCACUCGGAUACCAUCCGCGUCACCGGCAUCUCCACCAAGAUAAUCAGCGCUGCCCGCCGCGGCCUCGGCAGCGAUGACAAUGAUAAGCUACUUGACGAAGCAAUUUGGAGCUCCAAUGCAGCGCAGAAGAAGAAGAAGAAGAAGCCAAGGAAGGUUUGGGGAGCGCAGCCGAUGACGAAGCAUCUCGACGAGCUCAAGUGGGAGGUGAUCGUCGUCGACGAUAAGCCGGUGAAUGCAAUGUGCUUGCCCGGUGGCAAGAUCGUAGUCUACACUGGGUUGCUCCACCACUUCAACACUGAUGCUGAGAUCGCCACGGUGCUAGGGCACGAGAUUGCGCACGUUAUUGCAAGGCACAUUGCCGAGACGUUCACCAAGAACAUGUGGACCGCCAUUUUGCGGGCGUUAAUGACUAUCGACACUGAUGACUCAAAGAUGGUCAAUGAUCUGACCGAAUACGUCCUCACUUUGCCCUUCUCACGAAAGAUGGAGAUUGAGGCGGAUCACAUCGGAAUCCUGCUGCUCGCAGCUGCUGGUUUCGAUCCACGCAUAGCUCCUGGCUUCUACGAGAAGCUAGGAAAGAUCAGUGGGAACACAUCGGUAUUGGAACAGUACAAAAAUACUCAUCCUUCCAGCGAGAAAAGAUCGCGGCUUUUAGCGGAGCCCAAGGUCAUGGAGAAGGCGAUGGCAUUGUACAGAGAAGCAAGAGCAAGAAUAGAAGAAACUGAAUGAUUCGUCAUUUUUUUUGUCAAGACUCAAGGGUUGAUUUCUUUUACCUUCUUCUUCUGAAAAGAAGAGGAUGUCGAUUUCAGUUGAUAGUCUCUUAUUUCGGGUUGAUGUCCAUGAUUUCGUCAUUGGGUGCAGGCAAUAAAACAUG
Triticum aestivum (bread wheat) is the source of this 1512-nucleotide messenger RNA. RefSeq names its product mitochondrial metalloendopeptidase OMA1-like. The coding region runs from base 174 to 1367 and encodes 397 amino acids. NCBI's taxonomy places the organism in Eukaryota, Viridiplantae, Streptophyta, Magnoliopsida, Poales, Poaceae. Gene Ontology annotation, molecular function: metalloendopeptidase activity. Gene Ontology annotation, cellular component: membrane. The transcript has 3 exons. The record is from RefSeq and is a predicted model, not a curated record.